Molecule: messenger RNA, 3691 nt
Organism: Nymphaea colorata (pocket water lily)
Lineage: Eukaryota; Viridiplantae; Streptophyta; Magnoliopsida; Nymphaeales; Nymphaeaceae
Exons: 2
Coding region: 1891-3177 (428 amino acids)
Source: RefSeq, a predicted model, not a curated record
UGACAUAAUCCCAUGCUUUAUAUGGGGAUUAAUUAAAAUCAAUAAUUACACUAAGCCCUUACUAUUAUGGAGAUAAAAGGCUAGAACCUGAGACAGGAACAAAUUAGCCCCUCACCAAUAGCCCUACGUUCUUAAAACUCCCCUCAAGUUGGGGCAUAGGUAUCAACACCAUGAGAAACUUGAACUUGCAAGAGGUGUAAUGAAAAUGUCUGCAAUUUGAUCAUCAUAAGUACACAAUUUGUAGAAAUAUGACCUCUUGCCCCAUGCCAUGUGGCUGUGGUUCACAGUUUAAAAAAUCUGAUCAGAUUUGUCUCUGCUGUUGUCAGUUAUGUUAAACAGUUUUCUUCCUUGCAUCUUACCAGAUUUAGUUGUCGGUUGAAAGUACAACCACCUUCACCAUGACCUUGAUUUCUAUCCACUUUGAGAAUGUCUUUCUUUUGUUUUCUUCACUAGCCUUUGAUUGUAGGUAUCUCUCAAAAAAAUUGUACUACUUCUAGUGAUGCAUCUUUACAUGGUGUAGCACUUUUGUGAAUUCCAGCUAGAUGUUGCUUGAUUCUUGUUGUACCAAAACUACCUUGCAAUUAUUGCAUCUCAAAUUGUUUUUUUUUUCUUUAUGAUUAGAUCUUCUUCAAUACAAUUUUCAUGCUGGAUUUGUUCGUGGCAUUUUUCUCAAGCUUGAGUUGUCAAUUGCAUAUGUGUUUCAAUAAGAAUCAAGAAACAUCAGUUCACAACUUAAAUAUAAUCAUCACAUUGACACGAUGACGACAAACCAAAAAGUGCAAUGUUGUAUGGAAAUGCAAUGUGUAGGUGGACGAACGUGAUGAAUGAUUAUCAUCCAUAAAAGCCCAAUUAAAAAGGUCAACAAUAUUCAAAAAAUAGUUCCCAAUGAACGUGACAAACAUAGGAAACUAAUAAUACUUCUCAUUCUCAAGGCUGAUUGAGAACUAGAUGUUACUUAACAAAAGCAAUUGGAAUAUGAACAUGGGUCUUAAUGUAGUAGAUGAAUUUAUAGAUCAUCAAUAUGAUGAAUUUGUAUAUUUGCAAGUGUGUCAAUGUUAAGGGUUGGACCCUGCAGGUUAUGGGUCUAACUAAAUAGGGAGUCACAAGGUUAGGUAGAUGGAUCAGGUGGAUAUUAGGAGAUAAUAUAACCCACCCCAAUCUAAAGAAGUGUAUAUGUUUCUUAAGGAGUUAAUUGUACGUAUCCUACGAUACGAACCCGUAUUGUACGAUACGUACCGUAUCGUUUUUAAAUAACGGUACGGUACACCCUCCGUAUCGUAAAUAGGGGGUGUAUUGUACCCGUUUCGUACGAUACGAGGCGAUACACCCCGUAUCGUACGAUACGGGCUGAUUUCGCAAAAGGGGGCCCGAUACCUACUUAUUGGGCUUCUUUUUGAAAAAAAUCCUUCGUUCUUCAUUUCUCAAGCUCGGAUACUGCCGUCAGGGAGGGCGAUCGUCCAUUUUCACUAUCAAAAAGUUGAUUUUCACCGUGAAAUCGAAGAUUAAGAGGUUGAUUUGUGCGUGGGUGGUUGAUUUUCGUUGGGAGGAAAGGGGUUUUCUUCAUUUCUUCUUCGUAAGGUAUAAAAUCUCAUGUUUUUACCAUGUAUUCAUAAUUUUUUAUCGUAUAAUCGUAGAUUGAUAGAUUUUGAGUGUUUUUCAUUAAGUUUACCAUAGGAUUUCGUUUUUUUUUUUUGAAGAUAUGGAUCCCACAUGGCAAUGGUGCGAAAGGGUGAAGGAGAAUAACCGCUUGAAACUCAAAUGUAGCUUCUAUGGGAAUACAUUUUCAGGAGAGAUUAGUAGAAUGAAACACCAUUUGAUAGGGACCUCCAAAGAUGCGCCUCCUUGUGGUGGAGGACCAAACAAACCUUUGCCUCCAUAUGUGCGUCAGCAAUGUUUAGAUAUGCUUCAUGCUUUACAUCAAAAGAGAGGAUACAAAAAGAAAUUGAAGAAGCAGAUGUAGGCUAUAAUGAGCCUUUGGAAGAUGAAGAAGAAGAGGAAGAAGCUUGUGAAUGUGACGAUGAAGAUGAUACCAUUCUAAGAACAGAUUUGGAGACCUCAAGAGGUAGAGAUCGUAGAGGAAAAGGGAUCAUGUAUGAAGGAGGUCGAUCUGGCGUAACGGGAAGGAAGAGAAGAGGCACAACAGAUAGGGCCAGGCGUGGUAUGCGACCACCUAGUGGUAGAGUUCCUACUGGUAGGUCUAGUGUUGGCUCUAUUAAGAGCUUUUUCCUUUCAUAUACUAGCCCAGGUAGUCAGCCGCAGAUUCGUGCUGCUAUGACAUCUAAAGAUAUGCUAUAUCAAGCACAAAAGAUGGUAGGAAAAUGGUUUUAUGAUGCCUGUAUUCCAUUUAAUGCAACUAAUUCUUUUCAAUUCCAAGCCAUGGCAGAUGCAAUUGUUUCUAUAGGCCCCGGAUUCAAAAUGUCAUCAUAUUAUCAGUUGAGGGGUAAAAUUCUUCAAGAUACAGCGAAAGAAGUGUCUGAACAUUGCGAUGAAUUGAAAUUAUCUUGGAAGGAAACAGGUUGCUCCAUUAUGUCAGAUGGAUGGACUGAUACAAGGUCAAGAACACUUGUAAAUUUUCUUAUUUAUUGCCCUAAAGGUACAAUGUUUUUGAAAUCUCUUGACUUGUCUGAUGUUCCUAAGACUGCUGAGAUUUUGUUCAAUGUUUUUGAUAAUGUCGUACAAGAAGUUGGACUUGCAAACGUUGUACAGUUUAUUACAGAUAAUGCUACAAAUUAUAGAGCUGCAGGAGAUUUGUUCUUUCAAAAGUAUGGAACAUUCUUUUGGAGUCCAUGUGUCACUCAUUGUGUUAAUCUUAUGCUUCAAGAUCUUAAUGAGAUGCAGGAUAUGAAAUCAGCCAUUGACCAAUGUCAAGAGGUAACAAAAUUUAUCUAUAAUAAUGCAUAUGUAUUGAAUUUGAUGAAAAAGUUUACAAAAGGAGUUGAAUUGAUACGACCUGCACAAACUAGAUUUGCCACAAAUGUAUUGACUGUGCAGAGUGUGGUGAAACAAAGAACUCCUUUGAGGCAGAUGUUCGCUAGUGAAGAAUGGACUGCAUAUCCACAUGCUCAUAAAAGAAAUGCUUCUUUAGUUGUCAAUAUCAUAUUUAAUAACGAAUUUUGGGAAUCAUGUGAAGCUAUUGAAAGUUUGUGUUCCAUUAGUGAAAAUCCUCAGGUUAGCUGACAACAAGGAUAGGCCUUCCAUAGGAUACUUAUAUGAGGCCAUGGAUAACGCAAAAGAGGCAAUUCGAGACAACUUAAAAGGAAAGAAAAAAUUAUAUAUGCCCAUAUGGAAGAUGAUAGAUAAAAGGUGGACUGGACAACUUCAUCAACCUCUUCAUGCAGCAGCUUACUAUCUAAAUCCUGCAAUUAGAUUUUCUCCUACAUUUAAGAAGGACAGAAAAGUCUUAAGUGGUUUGUUGGAUUGUAUUAACGUGUUAGUGGCAGAUUCUAGAGAACAAGAUGCCGUCAGCAAUGAGUUAGAUCUAUAUAAUACUUGUUAUCGAGGCAUGGGACAACCUGUCGCCGUUCGAGCCAAGACAACCAUGCGUCCAAGUAAACUGAUUUGUGGUUGAAUAGGUAUGUGUUUGAUUGUCUAAACCUAGCACGUUUUGCAAUGAAAGUCCUCAGCCAGACAUGCAGUGCUAGUGGAUGCGAAAGGAACUGGAGUGUGUUCCAACAUAUCCAUAGCAAAAAAA